AUGUCGUUCGAUUUGUCCUCAGCUUCCGGUCUCGAAUCUUUCAACAAGUUCCUUUUGGAUAACUCCUACGCUGCCGGAUGGGUUCCUUCCCAAGCUGAUGUUGCCCUUUUCAAGGCUCUCGCCGCCGCUCCUGACGCCAAAUUCGAGAACGUCUUGAGAUGGUGGAAUAAUCUCAACUCUUACAGCUCCGAAUUCACCUCUCUCCCAGCUGGUUCCGCAUCCGCUGCCCCAGCCGAAGAAGAAGACGAUGAUGACGUUGAUCUCUUCGGUGACGAUGAUGAAGAUGACGAAGAAGCCGAGCGUGUCAAGGCCGAGCGAGUCGCCGCAUACAAUGCAAGAAAAGCCGCCAAAGAAGAGAAGAAAGGAAAAGUCAUUGCCAAAUCGAACAUCAUCCUCGACAUUAAGCCUUGGGAUGACGAGACCCCACUAGACAAGAUGGAGGAAUGCGUCCGAUCGAUCGAAAUGGACGGUCUUCUCUGGGGUACCGCUAAACUCAUCGCCGUCGGUUACGGAAUCAAAAAGUUGCAGAUCACUUGCGUCAUCGAGGACGACAAAGUUUCAAUGGACGACCUCGAGGAGCAAAUCGUCGCCUUCGAGGACUUCGUUCAGUCGAUGGACAUCGUUGCCUUUAACAAAAUCUAA
Molecule: messenger RNA, 642 nt
Organism: Oikopleura dioica
Lineage: Eukaryota; Metazoa; Chordata; Appendicularia; Copelata; Oikopleuridae
Source: the annotation of a GenBank genome assembly